AGUUUCCAAGGGUCAAAGUUGACACACCCCCUUCAGAUGGUCCAAGAUGGCUGCCUCUGUCGCGAAGAAAAACUUGUUCUUCCAGCUCCAGUGUCACAUACGCUACACGUGGACUGUAGUUCUCCUGCUUGUACUCCUCCCCGUUCUUUUACAGGGUCAGGAACCAGAAGAAACAUGUAAAUCCGACAGUGACGAAGGUUGUGGCUGUGCAGCGACUAGCAGGGACAAGGCCGCCUCGUACAGCAAACCGGCUGAGGGGGAGGGGGGCGCGGCAACUUCAAACUCCGACAAGAAAUCUUCAGAGACUGAGGGCGGCUCUGCAACAACUGCAACAAGGACGAAUCAGAUGGUUUUUGUUCGCGGCGGAGAGUUCACGAUGGGGACGGACGCCGUGAGGUUUCCACAGGACGGGGAGGGCCCGGCCAGGAGAGUUCGGGUCGACUCGUUCUACGCCGAUGUGUACGAAGUUUCCAACGCCGAGUUUGAAAUCUUUGUCAAGGACGCCGGAUUCGUUACUGAGGCAGAGAAGUUUCAGGACUCCUUUGUUUUGGAGAAUAUCAUCAGUGAACAAGUGAAGAGAGAAAUAACUCAAGCAGUGGCAGGUGCCCCCUGGUGGUUACCUGUUCCAGGUGCAGACUGGAGACAUCCUGAGGGCCCAGACUCUGACAUCAGCAGCAGAAUGGACCACCCUGUAGUACAUGUGUCCUGGAACGACGCAGUUGCGUACUGUACCUGGGCGGGGAAGAGGCUUCCUACUGAGGCAGAGUGGGAGUACGCCAGCCGGGGAGGCUUGGAAAACAGAUUAUAUCCAUGGGGAAACAACCCAAUGCCAAAGGGAGAACACAGGAUGAACAUAUGGCAGGGCAAGUUUCCUGAGGAAAACACAGAGGAAGAUGGAUAUUAUUCUACAGCUCCUGUGACGUCCUAUAAACCCAACAAGUUUGGACUUUACAACACGGCAGGGAACGUGUGGGAGUGGGUGUCUGACUGGCUGAGUGUUCGUCACACAAAGGAGCUGCAAGUUAACCCUAAAGGACCAGCCAGUAGUGCAACUAAUGACAAGGUGAAGAAGGGAGGAUCUUACAUGUGCCAUGAGGACUACUGCUACAGGUACAGGAAUGCUGCCCGCAGUCAGAACACCCCUGACAGCUCCGCAUCCAACCUGGGCUUCAGGUGUUUCGCUGACAAACUUCCCCAGGGGGUGGGGGAGGUCAAAGUUGUCGAGCUCUGAGUCUUGGGUUGUGGUGGGGGUGGU
Messenger RNA from Branchiostoma belcheri (Belcher's lancelet), 1255 nucleotides. Its product is annotated as sulfatase-modifying factor 1-like. Bases 47 to 1231 code for a protein of 394 amino acids. Gene Ontology annotation, cellular component: endoplasmic reticulum. The transcript is spliced from 9 exons. NCBI's taxonomy places the organism in Eukaryota, Metazoa, Chordata, Leptocardii, Amphioxiformes, Branchiostomatidae. The record is from RefSeq and is a predicted model, not a curated record.